Paramecium sonneborni is the source of this 2167-nucleotide messenger RNA. NCBI's taxonomy places the organism in Eukaryota, Ciliophora, Oligohymenophorea, Peniculida, Parameciidae. The record is from the annotation of a GenBank genome assembly.
AUGAAAACGACAUCACUUAGCUUAAUUUUGCUAAUAGGUGCUAUGGUUUAAGUAUUUGGAGAACCUGUGGUUGUCUCCUAAUCUUUCACAGGAAAUGCUUUUUCUGAUGCCGAUGGUAUAAAAUAAAAUAAUAAUAUAGGUUGGGUGACUGCUGGAGGACCAGCUCAUGUUACAGAGUGCAGUGGCACAAAAAUGUUUGGAGGUUUUGGUAAAUUUGGUGCAAGAGCAGUUGCAAGCAAAGUAUUUGAACUCCCACCUCAUUCAUUAAUUAACUUAAAGAUUCAAUUCUGGAAGUAUGAUAUACUAUCUAACUGUUAGGAUUGACUCUUGGGACAAUGAAGAAGGAUACAUCUUUGUAGAUGACUAAUUAGUCUGGUCAAGAAAAUUCUAGUAUAAUGAAGGUGAUGGAUAAAAAUGUGGCCAAGGUGGUGAUUGGAAAGAAAUGACACUCAAUCUAAACUUAAAUAUCAAACAUACUGGACCAACAGCAGUAGUUGUUAUUACAUCAAACUUGAAUGAAGCUGCUGAUAAUGUAAGAUAUUUUUAUAAUGUAUAUAGGAAUCAUGGGCCUUCAGAGAUUUUGUUCUAUCAGUUGAAAAAUGUCCCGAUGGAUGUUCUGCUUGUUAAGUUGAUGAAAAAUCAGAAAACUGUAAUUUCUGGUAAUCAUUCUCUUCUAGUUGGGGUGCAUUAGAUGCUAACUAAUUAGGAGCUGAUGGCUGGGAAGUUGCAGGAGGUGCCGCUCAUGCUACACAAUGUGGAGGUAUUUUAAUAUAUUAAAUGUAUUUAGCUGCUGCUUUGUUUGGAGGUUUUGAUAAAACAGGUGGUAAAAGUGUUAUCAGUAAAGUCUUGAAAUUCAAACCACAUUACAAACUUAAGAUUAAAGUACUUUGGGCUAAAAUUGAUUCUUGGGAUAAUGAAGCUGCUCAAAUCAAAGUUGAUGGAAAAUUAGUCUGGGAAAGAAGAUUCUAAUGGCAUGAAGGAUAUUUUGGUAAAAUAUGUGGUUGCCCAGUAUUUGAAUGGAAAUCAAUGUUUGCUAGAACUGAAGUUGAUGUUGAUCAUACUGGAGAAUAAGCUAAAGUUGAAUUCACUACAACUCUUGAUUAAGCCCCUAAUGAUGAAUCAUUUGGUUUGAGAGAUUUAUACAUCUUCUAUGCAGCAUGUGCUAACAAUUGUGCUGAAUGUACAGGACCUAAAGAAUCAGAUUGCAAAAGUAAUUAAUAUUUAUAAUAUUAUAGAAUGUGCUAAUAACUGGGCUUUAGUUGGAGGCAAAUGCUAAGCUUUACCUAACUUUAUUUUAUUAGAAUAAUCUUUCUUGGAAGAUAAAUUCACAGGAAUCAAUGGUUGGGUUCUUACUAAUAAUAAAGCAGGAAGAUAAAUCAAUGAAUGCAGUGGUAAGUCAAUGGUUGGAGGUUUUGAUAUUAUGGGUACAAAGGCUAGUGCAACCAAAACAUUUGAUGUCCCACCACACAAAAGACUUAGAUUAUAAUCAACAAUCUAUAAGAUUGAUUCUUGGGAUGGAGAAUUCAUGAUCAUUAAAGUCGAUGGAACUGAUGUUUGGAAGACAUCUUGGAAUCUCUAAACUGGAGGUGCCAAUUUCUGUGGAUAAGGUAUAUGGUUUGAUGGCAUUGUUGGUGUUGAUGAAAUCUUUAAUCAUUAAGCUCCUAAAGCUGAAGUAGUCUUCACAUCUACUUUGGAUCAAGAUGCUGCUGAUGGUAAUUCUAUUAUAAUAAUUAUUAGAAUCAUGGGGUUUCAGAGAUUUCAAAUUAUGGUAUGAACCAAAGGAAGCAUGUGCAGUUUUCUAUAGUGAAUGUGAUUACAAGGGAGCUUCAUUUGAAUUCUGUUCUAAAUCACCAAACUUCUAAAAUGACAACAUUCCACCAUAAAUUAGAUCCAUUAGAGUUCCACCAUAAGGAAGAGUCACCUUAUAUGAAAACACCGAUUAUAAUGGAAAGAAGGUUACUUAUACCUCAGAUCAAGCUUGCAUCUAAAACUUUGAUGUAAUUAUUUUAAUCUAUUUUAUUAGUUUGCCUUAAUUCAAAUGAGUGGACAUGUUGAAGGAGGUUGGGUUGAAGUUCAGCAAUGAUCUAUAAUAAGAAUAAUAAUCAAUAAUCAUAAAAUCAUUUUAAAAUACAAUUUAUAUAUAUAUUAGCAUUUUCAUUUUAUUUGG